Messenger RNA from Hansenula ciferrii, 423 nucleotides. RefSeq names its product chromatin modification protein (gene TAF9). Gene Ontology annotation, molecular function: protein heterodimerization activity; transcription coactivator activity; RNA polymerase II general transcription initiation factor activity. Gene Ontology annotation, cellular component: SAGA complex; transcription factor TFIID complex. Lineage: Eukaryota; Fungi; Ascomycota; Saccharomycetes; Phaffomycetales; Wickerhamomycetaceae. Gene Ontology annotation, biological process: DNA-templated transcription initiation; RNA polymerase II preinitiation complex assembly. The record is from RefSeq and is a predicted model, not a curated record. The coding region runs from base 1 to 423 and encodes 140 amino acids. The transcript has 2 exons.
AUGAGUGAAAACGGGGUUUCUGGAAAUCCUGAUGAACCAGUUGUUCCAAGAGAUGUCAGAAUUUUGCAUCUUAUAUUGGCAUCUCAGUCAAUCCAAAGUUAUGAAGAUCAUGUACCAUUACAACUAAUGGAUUUUGCACACAGUGAGUUUGAGAGAACUAGACUUCCCGUCAAUUUUAUACUAACGUUAAUACCGGGAUCUAAAAUAACAACAGAUGAUAUAAGAUUAGCCAUUGCAGCAAGAACAAAUUACCAAUUCAAACCAGUCACUCCAAAAGAAUUAUUAUUAGAAUUAGCUGCAGAAAGAAAUAAGAAAACGUUGCCACCAAUCAUGCCUGGUUAUGGUAUUAGACUACCCCCAGAAAAGUAUUGUUUAACUGCUAGAGAUUGGUCUUUGAGUGAUGAAGAAGACGUAAGUAGAUGA